Messenger RNA from Blastomyces gilchristii SLH14081, 1547 nucleotides. RefSeq lists its product as uncharacterized. NCBI's taxonomy places the organism in Eukaryota, Fungi, Ascomycota, Eurotiomycetes, Onygenales, Ajellomycetaceae. The transcript has 2 exons. The record is from RefSeq and is a predicted model, not a curated record. Bases 244 to 1485 code for a protein of 413 amino acids.
CGACGGCCCAUCCAUGUGCUCGUUCAUUGGGCUAAAUCCUUACUCUCCGACACUCUAGCGCAGCCUAAGGCAGCCACCAAGCCGCGAAUGUUCUGCCUGGAUAUCAGCAUAUAAAAUGGCUGACAUUAGCCAUGUAUUAGGAUCACACCGCACGUACAGUACCUUCGCAUUCCUCUAGCUUUUCUCUCGAUUCCACAGCUUAGGGUAUCACCCGUUACUGUAUCCGAUCGUCUCGGCGACUUGAUGAUGCAACGACAUGCUCAAGAAAAUGAGCCGCGGGGUGGGAGUGGGCCGAAGACGAAACGAAAGCCUGUCCGCCGUGACAUGGAAAAGAGACGACAGCAGAAUGUUAAAGCACAACGAAAGUACCGAGAAAAGCUACGUGCGCGGCUCAAUCGCCUUGAAGGACUUGCUGCAUCUGUCACGCAGAGCCAUGCUAUUGAGGCAGAAACCGUUACACACGCGGGUCCAUCUGAUGUCACAACAGAUAGCUCAUGCAGCUAUAGCACUUCGCCCAAUACAACUGGAAUGGUUCCGCUACCCUAUGCCGAUUCAGGUACAUCAGGUUCCAAUUCAUCUGUAGUGACUCCAGGAGAAUGUCAAUACCUUUUCCCACGGUUAGAGGAAGAUGGAGCGGCGCGGAGCAUACAUGAUUCAGAGGCGCAUGUUCCACAGCCAGAUAGCACCUCGACGGCAUUGGGCACGUGGGAUUCUACGAGCUUUAUAGGCCUCUCCUCGCUUCUCAUUAACCAUAAAUCCAAUGGCGCGCUGAAUCCAUACUGGACGACCACCAUUAAGUGCGGCUGCUCUGUCUCACACCUGCAGCUACGGACAAAAGGCGCUGGUCCAUUCAACUUUGAGGAAAUUAGGAUACUAAAAUUUAGGCCGGAUAUAGCCACACUAGAUCCAUAUGCUAGCAAUAUACGCAUCGAAAUAGUAUGCACUGUAUCUGCACUGUAUACUAUCGGAAUGCAUGUUGGCCUUACUGAGGAGAUGAUCUGUACCGACAACUCUCUCUCACCAUUCUUCUGGCCCAGCUCGGGUUUGGAUUCGGACGACGAUACAGCCAAAACGAACACGAUCUGUACAGUCCAAAGGGUAUUCAGCACCCUGAAACCGGAUCUGAGACCGAGCAUCGAACAAAUCACCGUCCAACAUCACCCGUACAUUGAUAUCCUACCCUUCCCAACACUACGGAACAAUCUCAUUACACACCAGGAAGAGAUUGACAAGGAUGAGUUUUUCCAUGACAUGCUUGCCGGAUUGGUGUGUUGGGGCAGUGGCGGUAUAGGGAAAAAGGAUCGACAGGUUUCUACUAAGCCUAUUUCGACAGGUACGCCAUGGGACGCUCGAAGUUGGGAAGCAAAGAUGUGGUUUUUGAAAAAAUACUGGCCUUUGCUGGGCGGUGAAGAUGGCGAACUCGUGCGGCAAAGCGAGUGGUGGCGUAGUAUCAGAGGAGACGCUCCAUCACAGAGUCACAGUUAAUGUCUAGAUUGCUGAAAAAACCGAAUUUAACACAGAAGAAAUAAUUAUUUAAUCAAUUAUCA